This is a messenger RNA of Cicer arietinum (chickpea), 5972 nucleotides long. Its product is annotated as sister chromatid cohesion protein SCC2. Lineage: Eukaryota; Viridiplantae; Streptophyta; Magnoliopsida; Fabales; Fabaceae. Gene Ontology annotation, cellular component: Scc2-Scc4 cohesin loading complex. The record is from RefSeq and is a predicted model, not a curated record. Gene Ontology annotation, molecular function: chromatin binding; cohesin loader activity. Gene Ontology annotation, biological process: establishment of mitotic sister chromatid cohesion; establishment of protein localization to chromatin; replication-born double-strand break repair via sister chromatid exchange.
UGAACCCUUCCUUUCUAGAAUCCAAAAUCAUUUUUUCCCAAACGCACUUUUCCCCCCCGCCAUUCACUUCCAAUUUCUCUUCCCAAUUUUAUCCUUCUAGGGCUCAGCAACAACACCUUCAUCUUCAACUUCAAAAAUCUUCAACAAAACCCUAAUUAUCCUCAAUUCACCUCAGAUUUUCGCCAUUUUUACUCCUUCUACCACUCCAUGCUCUUCUCGUGAUCAAUCCAUGAGUUUUCCAACUACUUCCGAUGCCGUGGAGGCGGCGUUAGCUUCAUCCGGCUACCGUGGAAUCAGUUUAUCAAAUACUGUUCAUUCCGAGGUUGCGUCAUGCUUGACGCUACCGUCGCUUCCGGUUUUCUGCGGAGCUUCCGAUCAUGACCUCCGGCUCUUUGAUUCGCCGAUGCUGUUGAACCGCGUUGAUAUUCUCUUGCAGUCGAGCAAGAUCGCUGAGAUGCUCCGGCACACUGAUGUGUCGUACUUGAAUUUAAGAGAUGAUGCUGAGGCUGUUUCGUGUAACUACGUCGAGCCUUUAGAACUCCAUGAUGAAGUCAUCAGGUGCAACCCUGAAGCAUUUGAAUGUGGUACUGCAGUUUCUCAGGUCCUGUCCAGGAGAAGAUCUCCAGUAGUGCAUUACCUGAAAAGAAGCUUUCUGAAUCAAGUUUUUCUAUCCCAAGCCAGACUAAAAAAGACUAUCACGCAACCCAUAGCCGUCAGCUUGAUGAUUUUUCUUCAAAUGACAUUUCUAUAUUGUCUUCUAAGAAAUCAAAAGUAAAGAAGAAAGGUGGUGAUGUAAUAUCUAUUGCACCUGACCCUGCUGAGCUUCAAGAUGCCAUCAUUGGAAAGUUUCUUGAGUUUUUGGAGGACUUAUGUAGCAAGGCUGAAUGGAAUGGUGACGAUAGAGAUGAAGCAGAAUGGUUGCCACUGCCCCUUUCAGAUCUUAGAUUGCUUGUUAAUGAAAUAAUGACUAUACGUGAGAAGAAACUUCUGCAUUUGGUUCCUGUAGAAUUUCUUGUUAGACUGCUAAAGGUUUUAGAUCAUCAGAUACAUAGAGCAGAAGGCCUGUCGAUUGAGGAUUGCGAUAAUUCCAAUUCAGAACUAGUUUCGGCUCUUUUAGUUGCGUUGGAGUCCAUUCAUGCUGCUCUGGCGGUGAUGACUCAUACUGACAUGCCAAAGCAACUUUAUAAAGAAGAGGUCAUUGAGAGAAUUCUGGAGUUUUCCAGGCAUCAGAUAAUGGAUGUGAUGUGUGCAUGUGAUCCAUCAUAUCGUGCAUUAUACAGACCUAGUGAAAACACUACACUUGAAGUCGAUGAAGAAGAAAGUGAUGCUGAGUUUGGUUCAGCAAGUAAAAAACGGCGUACCAGCAGCAAGACAGUAAAGUUGAAGAAAUCAGCAUCAAACAGGUUCUCCAGUGCUGUGAAUGUUAUUCUUCAGAAGUUGUGUACUGUUGUUGGUCUACUCAAGGAUUUGUUGUUAAUAGAGAGGUUGUCAGAUAGUUGCAUUUUACAACUUAUAAAAACAAGCAUUACAACAUUCUUGGUUGAUAACAUCCAGCUCUUGCAAUUGAAGGCAAUUGGUUUAGUUAGUGCGAUAUUCUAUUUAUACACACAACAUCGCACUUAUGUGAUAGAUGAAAUGCUUCAACUUCUUUGGAAAUUACCUCAUUCAAAGCGAGCUUUAAGGAGUUAUCACAUACGCGAGGAAGAGCAAAGACAGAUCCAGAUGAUUACUGCUUUGCUGAUUCAGUUAAUUCACUGUAGUGCUAACCUUCCUGAUACUUUAAGAGAAGCAUCAAGUGGUAACUCUGUAUUGGAAGUCUUGGUUGAUGCUAGUUAUCCUACUAAAUGCCGUGAGGCAGUAACAGAAGCCUGCUGUCUAUUCUGGGGCCGUGUACUUCAGCGGCUUACAAGUGCAAAGACUCAGGAUACUUCUGAAUUGAAAUCCAUAAUGGAGAAUCUUGUUACUGAUUUACUGACGACUCUAAAUUUACCUGAAUAUCCUGCUUCAGCUUCUAUUUUAGAGGUUCUAUGUGUCCUACUAAUUCAGAAUGCUGGAACAAACUCCAAGGAUAUCACUGCACGCUCCAUGGCUAUUGAUAUUCUUGGCACUAUUGCUGCAAGGUUGAAGCGUGAUGCUAUGAUUUGUAGCCGGGAGAAGUUCUGGAUACUUCGGGAUCUACUUAGUCAGGACGCUGCUACUCGGCAUUAUCCAAAAGAUACAUGUUGUGUCUGUUCGGGUGGAAGGGUAGAAAAUUUGGUCAUAUGUCCAGGCUGCAAUAGGCCUUUUCAUGCUGAUUGUCUGGACAUCAAAGAAGAUGAAGUUCCUAACCGGAACUGGUACUGUCAUAUGUGCAUCUGCUCAAAGCAACUGCUUGUAUUACAGUCAUAUUGCAAUUCCCAGCGCAAGGGUAAUGUAAAAAAGAACCAUGAAGUUUCAAAGGAUGAUUCUGCAGUUUCUGACCAUGAAAUUGUUCAACAAUUGCUUUUGAAUUACCUUCAAGAUGUCACCUCUGCUGAUGACCUGCAUCUUUUCAUUUGCUGGUUUUAUCUCUGCUCGUGGUAUAAAAAUGAUCCAAAUUGCCAGCAGAAGCUCAUUUACUACAUUGCUAGGAUGAAAUCAAGAAUCAUAAUACGGGAUUCUGGUACUGUUUCAUCCAUGCUGACGAGAGAUUCAAUCAAGAAGAUUACUCUAGCUUUAGGCCAAAAAAGUUCAUUUUGUCGAGGGUUUGAUAAGAUUUUUCACACGCUUUUGGGAAGCUUGAGGGAGAACUCUCCAGUUAUUAGGGCUAAAGCUUUACGAGCAGUUAGUAUCAUUGUAGAGGCCGACCCAGAGGUAUUGGGUUAUAAACAAGUACAAUCAGCUGUUGAAGGUAGGUUCUGUGACUCGGCGAUAUCUGUCAGAGAAGCCGCAUUGGAACUUGUUGGUAGGCAUAUUGCUUCACAUCCCGAUGUGGGUUUUAAGUAUUUUGAGAAGAUUACAGAGAGAAUUAAAGACACUGGAGUAAGUGUUCGGAAACGAGCUAUAAAAAUUAUUCGAGAUAUGUGCAGUUCAAAUGCCAACUUCUCGGGAUUUACAAGAGCCUGCACAGAGAUAAUUUCACGUGUUACUGAUGAUGAAUCGAGUAUACAGGAUCUUGUUUGCAAAACAUUUUAUGAGUUCUGGUUUGAGGAGCCUUCUGCUUCCCAAACUCAGGUUUUUGGAGAUGGUAGUACAGUUCCACUUGAGGUAGCUAAGAAAACAGAACAAAUUGUUGAAAUGUUGAAGAGAAUGCCCAAUAAUCAACUUCUUGUAACCGUAAUAAAGCGCAACUUGACACUUGAUUUUUUACCGCAAUCAACAAAAGCAAUCGGGGUCAACCCAGUGUCCCUUGUAACAGUGCGUAAACGUUGUGAAUUGAUGUGCAAAUGCUUGCUGGAGAAGAUAUUGCUGGUUGACGAAAUGAACAGUGAUGAAGUGGAAAAGCAUGCACUUCCAUAUGUGCAAGUCUUGCAUGCAUUUUGUCUUGUGGACCCGACUCUCUGUGCACCAGCUUCUAACCCUUCCCAGUUUGUUGUUACGUUGCAGUCAUAUCUGAAGACUCAGGUUGACAAUAGCAUGGUUGCACAGCUACUUGAGAGUAUAAUAUUUAUAAUUGAUGCUGUGUUGCCAUUGCUGCGGAAGUUACCUCUGAGUAUUGUGGAUGAACUUGAGCAAGAUUUGAAGCAGUUGAUUGUCCGGCAUUCUUUCUUGACAGUUGUCCAUGCUUGUAUCAAAUGUCUCUGCUGUAUGAGUAAGAUGGCAGGAAAGGGGGAUGCUGUAGUUGAGCAACUUAUUCAGGUCUUCUUGAAAUGUUUGGAUACCCAGGCAGUUGUAAACAAGCAGCAAGUGGGGCGAUCUCUCUUCUGUCUCGGUUUGCUUAUUCGUUAUGGCAACAUAUUGUUAGCAAGCUCUGGUAAUAAACUUGUUGAUGUUAGGAGGAGUCUCAGCUUGUUUAUGAAGUAUCUUGACGUGGAUGAUUAUUCUCUUAAGGUUAGAUCAUUGCAGGCAUUAGGAUAUGUUCUAAUUGCAAGGCCUGAAUAUAUGUUAGAAAAUAACAUUGGAAAGAUACUGGAGGGUACACUGUCGAAUACUGCUGAUGUUCGAAUUAAGAUUCAAGCAUUGCAAAACAUGUUUGAGUAUCUUCUUGAUGCUGAAAGCCAAAUGGAAACAGACAAAGUUGAAGAUAACGCAUCUGGUCACUCGGUCAGAGCUGGGCAUAGUGUACCUGUUGCGGCUGGUGCUGGUGAUACAAACAUAUGCGGUGGUAUUAUUCAGUUAUACUGGGAUAAUAUUUUGGGCAGAUGUUUAGAUUCCAGUGAACAAGUUCGCCAAACAGCCUUGAAGAUUGUUGAAGUUGUGCUGCGCCAAGGUCUUGUUCAUCCCAUCACCUGUGUUCCAUAUCUUAUAGCACUUGAAACGGAUCCUUUGGAGUCAAAUGCAAAGUUGGCUCAUCAUCUCCUAAUGAAUAUGAAUGAGAAGUAUCCUGCAUUUUUUGAAAGCCGCUUGGGCGAUGGACUUCAAAUGUCAUUUAUGUUCAUGCAAUCUGUUUGUGGUAGUCCUGAAAAUGUUAAUCAUAAGACACCAUCCAAGAUCCCUGUUUCUGGAAAAGGGAAACCUGAGUCUGACUCGCUCACUCAAGCACGACUUGGUGUUUCUCGAAUAUACAAGCUCAUUAGAGGGAACCGGAUAUCAAGGAACAAAUUUAUGUCCUCAAUUGUGCGGAAGUUUGAUAAUCCAAGAUGGAACAAAUUAGUAAUACCUUUCUUAAUGUACUGCACAGAGGUCCUUGCCUUGCUUCCAUUCACUGCACCUGAUGAGCCGCUUUAUUUAAUUUAUGCCAUCAAUCGAGUAGUUCAGUUGAGGGCUGGUCCACUGGAGGCAAAUUUCAAAGCCUGGAGUUCAAGCUUGUUACAAAGAGAGGGCGACGGUACACCUCAUGGGAAUGGAAUGUAUCAACGGGUGCCACAUGAACCUAUUCUUACAACCCAAGUUCAGUCAAUGGACUUGAAUGGCACAUUUCAGCAAAAUCUAGAUGUUCAGCCUUACUUAGUUGAUAUGACAUCAGUGGAUUUAAACGGAACAAAUCACCAACUGCCAGAUUAUCCUUUAUCACAUAAUGGUGGGUCAAAAGUAAAGCCACACACUGCUGGUUUUGCAGAUUCCCUUACCUUCUCAGAAGAUGAUACAGAGAAAUUUCAGGCUGACUGUUUAUCUGCGAUUGCAUUGCAACUUCUUUUAAAGCUAAAGAGACACCUAAAAAUCACGUAUAGUCUCGAUGAUGCCAAAUGUCAGGCUUAUUCUCCAAGUGAACCGCCAAAACCUGGAGAUGUAAUCUCAAAACAGAGUAUUCCAUUUAAUAUUGGUGAAUCUCAGUUCAGUUUGCCUACAAGUCCGCAAGAAUUAAUACAAAGAUAUCAGGAGUUUAAAAACGCAUUGAAGGAAGAUACAGUGGAUUAUUCACUCUACACUGCAAAUAUAAAACGGAAGCGACCAACACCCAGAAAAGGUCGAAAAACUGGACCUAUACCGAUGGUAGGUGGGGAUUUUGGGGAUGAUGAUGAUGAAGAUUGGGCUGGUGGAGCGCGCAACAUAAAUUUUAGUGGUGGACGCAGGGCUAACCUUAGAAGCUCCAGACAAUACUGAUCGAUGUAAGUAAAUGGUAGAUAGGCUAACUUGUACAUUAAAUAGAAAUUAAAAAAAAAAGUUACAGAAUAGGAUGAGAGCCAAUAGAAUAGGGUUUAUGGAAACAGUGCAGGAGAGCAUGGGAAUGGGAUUUUCGUUGCCUAUGUUGACUGUAUGAUUUGUCUGUUUCCGUCUGUAAUUUGCUUCAUAUUAUAGUGGUAGCAUUCUUUUGUUGAUGGAAAACUCGUCUUAGCCAUCAAAAUCAUAUCCUAUUGAUUAUUUCUUUCGGUUUUGUUCUAAUAGCACAUAAGUCGUUGUACGUUUAUUAUUUA